Messenger RNA from Spodoptera litura, 2218 nucleotides. RefSeq lists its product as uncharacterized. The record is from RefSeq and is a predicted model, not a curated record. Gene Ontology annotation, molecular function: dioxygenase activity; ferrous iron binding; zinc ion binding. NCBI's taxonomy places the organism in Eukaryota, Metazoa, Arthropoda, Insecta, Lepidoptera, Noctuidae.
CGUCAUCAUGACUUUAGUUCGUUCGUUAAACGUCAGUUAGUCGUCAAAAUAAGCAAAUAACCUAUUUUUUUUGUAUUAUUCUGACGAAAACAAUAACCUUCGAGGUUAAUUACAAUCAUUAUUUAUGUGCGAUAAGGUCAUACAAAACCAGUUUACAUGCUUAUCCUCAACACACUUACGAUUUUGCUACAAGUAGCGUUUAUAGUGUCUAUGUCACUGCUGUCCAUGAACAUAAUCAGAUAUUUUACUGGUGGUGUUAAAAAAAUGGCUUUAAUUGCUCCAGCGAUGUUCGUUAACCACGGAGGAGGUCCUAUGCCUCUUCUGGGGGACAAAGACCACGCAGGACUGACGAAUUUCCUGCGCGACGGUGUCCAAAAGCAUCUAAAUUUAAAGGAGGUAAAAGCUAUCAUUCUUGUGACUGCCCAUUGGGAAGAGAAUGUCGUAACGAUAUCUUCGGGUAAACAUCACGAUCUAUACUUCGAUUAUUACGGUUUCCCGCCAGAAACCUACAAAUAUAAGUACGAUGCACCCGGAGAUCCGGCUUUAGCAGAAAGGAUCCAUCAUACGUUGAAAAAGGCGGGAAUAAAUUCGAAAUUGGAUGCGAAAAGAGGAUGGGACCAUGGAGUUUUUGUGCCAAUGAUGUUAAUUAACCCUGCAGCCAGUGUGCCUAUAGUACAAAUUUCAGUUUUGUCUAAUCAGGAUCCAGAACAGCAUUAUAAACUUGGGCAGGCGUUAUAUGAAUUUAGAAAAGAAGGUAUUGCCAUUUUGGGCUCUGGAAUGUCGUACCACAACAUGAGAGAAUUUAUGUUAGGCCGACACCAAUCCUCAGUAGUAAACAAAGAAUUUGACGAAUACUUAAACAAAGUUUGCACUGCAGAAGAUGAGGCUGAACGAAAAGAAGGUUUGUUGUCCUGGAGACAACAGAAAGGUGCUACAGAAGCCCAUCCAAUGAGGGCAGCGGAGCAUUUUAUGCCAUUGAUAGUAAUUGCAGGCGCUGGGGGCUCAAAACCUGGUGAGCGUAUCUUUAACUGGGAUAUGAGCGGUGUGUUCCGAUUAAGUGCCUUCGUAUGGAAAGAUGAGUGAUUACAUUAUUCUAGAAUAUUCUAAAUUAAGUCAGCAUUUUGCAAAUAUUGUUUACGUAAUCAUGAUGAGGUAUUUUUGUUGUGAAUGCUGUUGAACUUUCAUAUCUACAGAUAACUGUUAUGCUUGCUGUUGCGAACACAAAAAUGCAAGUCUUUUAUAUGGUACUAGCUACUCCUGUGUGGUUUUACUCGCUCUGCUCGUCUCCUAUUUAUUGUAGCGUGAUAUUUUAUACUCUAUAGCCUUCCUCUGUAAAUGAACUAUGCAACACAAAAAUAAUUAUUCAAAUUGGCCCAGUAGUUCUUAAUAUUAGUGCAUGCAAACAAACAGACAAACUGUUUAGCUUUAUAUAAUAUUAUAAGAUAAGAUAAUGGACUCUAUUGUAAACUAACCCACAGCUUUCCCUGAAUUGUAAAAUAAAUAAAAGUAGGCUACAUCACUCCCCAUGCCUAAGGCAGUAUGUCUACAUUUAAGUGCAUUAAAAUAAAAAUAUAAAUUAUCUAUGGCUGCAUGAAGAUAAUUACAUAAAAUAUCUGUGGAUAUGAAAAGUUAAAAAAAACAAUGCAUUUUCUUAUGAGGCUAUGUUUAAGUUACAAAGAAAGUGUAUUUAAACUGUCAAACACCGAAAAAACUGUAUAAUGACGGUACUCGACGAGUUAAUCUGUAAAUUGGUGGACUUAUGGUCAAGUAAUGCAAUAUUUUGAAACAUUUAUCAAUAUUUUUAUUUUUCUUUAAAGGCUAAUUAUAUUUGAAAUGGAUGCUUGAUAUGCUGAAGAAAUAAGUAUAGGUAUCAAUAGUAUAUGUUGGUAUAACCUUUUUGGCAUAAUAACAUUUUCACAUUUUUUUUUUCAUAUAAUUCUUGGGUAUAAGAUGGAUUCUGGUCACAAAUAAAAAAGAGUUUAAUUCAAUAUUACCAUGCCUUUGAAUUUAAUGUACAAACAUUGUUUCAUUAACUUAAAAUUAUGCAUAAAUUGGAAUGCGUAAAUAAUUUAAUGCCAUAUUAAAUGCCUAAUCAAAAUGAUUCAUAAAUAACAACAAACCUAAAGAAUCACUUUUUUGGCGGCAAAUUUGUAAAACAAAUUAUGAACAUAGGUACUUUUACUUCUAAUUUUUAAGUAACUUAUUUCUUUUGUUUUAA